GCUUAUAUUCUUACCUGCUUCAGUACCUAGGAACAGAUUGGUUGUCUGGUGGCCUAAAACUGUGGCAGGUGUAACAGCUUACCAUUCAUGUCUUCAGCAUUCCCUAAGAUCAGCUUCCUUUCUGAAUGGGGCAGAAGAGUUAAAAGCAUGGCGUAAUUGUAACCGCACAGGUUGGUGGGCUGAAGAAAGCUAUUCCAAAUGUCCUUAUUCACAGGAAGUAACUCAAAUCCUUCAUGCCUUUAGUCAGAGGCAUCUUAAUGCUACCAAUGCACUUGAAUUUUCUCAUCAGCUAGCAGCCUACACAAGAGAUGCUGCCAACUUUGCAGAUAAAGUGGAUGUUAUCUAUUUGGCUUACAUGCUGGAAAAGCUAAUUGCAUAUAUGGAAGAAAUCAAAGAUCUUGCAGAUGCCGUCAUAGAGAUUGCCAGCAAUAUAAUGGUGGUCGAUGACCAUGUAUUAUGGGUGGCACAAAAAGAAAGAAGAGCAUGUGCCAGAAUUGUACAGUGCGUGGCACGCAUUUCAAAUCAAAUUCUGAGCAGCGAUACACAAGUUGUAUCAAAGGUUUCUCUUAAUAUUGCUCUGGAAGCUUUUUGGAUCAAGCCAUCUGUUUUCAUGGGCAUGACUUGCACUGCUUUCCAGAAACUAUCUCCUAAUCCAGACAGGUCACUGAGUCCUGACACAAAGAACAGAGUCCAACCUUUGAAUUUUAGGUGCAACACUGGAAAUCAGAGUACCUCUUUGGUGAAUUUCUCUUCCAUGAAUGCUGUGGCAAUAGCUUCAGUUCAUUUGCCACAGUCUGUCUUCUCCUCAUCCGCAGCCUGGCAAUCUGUUGAUAACUCCUCUUGCAAGCUACAGUUUAUUGCCUUUCGGAAUGGAAAACUCUUCCCCAACCCUGCAAACUCGUCUCACCUUGCAGGUUAUGGGAAGCACAAGAUCAUUGGCACACCCGUAGUCUUCAUUAAAAUAGAUGGGUGCAAUAUUGGAAACCUCGCCAGUCCUCUUAUUAUAACGCUGAAGCACUUUACCCAGGGCAUAAACCCCAUUGCAGUCUUUUGGGCUUUUGACCUUCUAGAUGGACAUGGAGGCUGGUGGGGAGAAGGGUGCCACAUAAUUAGCUCUGCAGACAAUAUUACCACUCUUCAUAGUACUCACUUCGGUAACUUUGCAGUGCUAAUGGAUCAGAAGACGGUGUGGCCCCUAUCCCAGUACCCAGGGGAGUUCCUGCACCCUGUGGUUUAUGCAUGUACUGCAGUCAUGUUAUUGUGCCUCUUUGCUUCAAUUAUCACCUAUAUUGUGCAUCACGGCACAAUUCGAAUCAGCAGAAAAGGCUGGCACAUGCUUCUCAACUUCUGUUUCCAUACUGCUCUCACUUUUGCUGUUUUUGCUGGUGGAAUCAAUCGUGUAAAAUAUCCAGUUAUCUGUCAAGCGGUUGGCAUUGUACUGCAUUAUUCCACACUCUCUACAAUGCUCUGGAUUGGAGUGACAGCAAGAAAUAUUUAUAAGCAAGUUACAAAAAAGCCUCAAACCACCCAAAACAGCGAUCAGCCUUCUUAUCCAAAACAGCCAUUGCUCAGGUUUUAUCUGAUUAGUGGAGGAGUUCCUUUUAUUAUCUGUGGAAUUACCGCCGCAACCAACAUAAAUAAUUAUGGGAUAAAAAGUUACGCAGGAGCUCAGUUUUGUUGGAUGUCAUGGGAGCCAAGUCUUGGUGCAUUUUAUGGACCACUUGCAUUCAUUGUUCUGAUCACAUGCAUUUACUUCUUCUGCACAUAUGUGCAAUUGAGGCGUCACCCAGAACGCAAAUAUGAAUUAAAGGAAAGGAUGGAAGAUCAGCAGAGGUUGGCAAGUCCUGAACUUGGCCAUAGUCACAUGACAGACAUUGGAUCAGUUUCCCAGGCAACCUGUUCAAUGAUGUCUUCAUCCUUGUUGGAAAAUGAGCACUCAUUCAAGGCUCAGCUUCGAGCUGCUGCAUUCACUUUGUUUCUGUUUACUGCCACAUGGACUUUUGGUGCCCUUGCUGUUUCUCAAGGACAUUUCUUGGAUAUGAUAUUUAGCUGCCUCUACGGAGCAUUUUGUGUCACCUUAGGGCUCUUCAUCCUCAUCCAUCACUGUGCAAAGCGAGAUGAUGUGUGGCACUGUUGGUGGUCCUGUUGCCCAUCUCGAAGAAACACAUACUCGGUGCAAGUGAAUGUCCGUCCAAAAGUCAAUGUCAAUGGUGAAAGCCAAGCUCAUGCCUCAUGCCUUCAAGAUUCACCGUGCCCAACGAAAUCUGCCGUUUUUAAUCACCCGGCUGUUAGUCACUGCAAACUCACUAAUCUACAGGCUGUUCAGAACCAUGUCAACUGCCUUUCACCGGUCACACCAUGUUGUGCAAAAAUGCACUGUGAUCAGCUCCUGGAAGAUGAAGGUCACAUUCAUGUACACAACGAAGGGACUUUCAGACCCAACAUGCACAUUCACAGAUGUUUGAAAAGCAGAACUAAGCCACGAUACUUUAGCCGACAUCGAUCUGCAGGAGAAAGGGAGUAUGCUUACCAUAUUCCUUCAAGCAUUGAUGGCAGCAUACACAGUUCACAUACAGACAGUCCACAUAGUACUCAUGACAGCCACUCAGGCCACAGGCGGCCAUGUUGUGCAAAAAACAGUCCCUAUCCAACUAUCAGUCAGCCUGAAAGUAGCGAUGCAAGUACUGUGAUCUAUAGUUGUGCUAAAGUCCCAGAAACUGAGACAGGCCCUCAUGCAGCUCAUUUUGAGAUGCAUCCACGGACACACUCCUUGCCAUUUAGCACAACCAGCCACAAUGGAAUUCUAAAGGGAAGCUUGCAUGAAGCCAUGAUCUACAGUUCAGAUAGUACAGGAAAUAUCAAAACAGGGCCUUGGAAGAAUGAAACUACUGUGUAGUUGGUAGGCCACAUUUCUCCUCUUGCAGCUCAGAGCAUCUUAGACUGCAAACCUAUAUACAGCAAUUUGGGAGUAAGCCCAGUUAAAUUCAGUGGGCUUACUUCUGAGUAGACCUAAGUAGGUUUGUACUGUUGAUCUUUGUUUUCCUUCUAAACUGAGUAAGAUUCUACAUGUUCGUGUAGCACAUGAGAUAACUGUACAGGUUUUCAACCUAUUUUUUUCUGAAUAAGAAGAGGCUUUUAAAAAGCAGGAGCAGUCUUGAAAUUAUUUUUAAAAGAAUGAUAGAACAGGUUCAAGGAAGAACUAAAACGUAAACCUAGAAAGCAGAAUAUGAGGCUUUUGUUACUAUGACAUAACGUGGUAUCGUUUUCCUUUUAUUUUAUUUUUUUUAAUCUGUAUUGGCAUCAGACACUUUUCUACACAUAUCAGCAUCAUAGCCUUUCCUUGAUUAUUUUUGCAACAAAAUGGUGUUUUAUUAAUUUUUGAAAUCAGCAGAAAGAGAAAGGAUUUUAUAACCAGCCUAACAUAGCUUUUUAGACCUAUAAAAGUGAUACUGCCUCUAAAGAUCUUCUGUAGCAUAUGGCGUGUAACACCAUGUAGUGUAUGUCACCGUUCUUGUCUUCUUUCUCUUUGGAAGGAAACACUAGGUAAAAUCCCAUGUUAACAUCCCCAGUGCUGUACUGGUUGUAUUUCUUUUUGUUGUUGUUGUCGUUAAGAUUAUUGUUAUUAAUAAUAUCUUUUAAUUUCUGCAUGGCAUCUGUCAGGAUAACGCCAUUUGUUGUUUUCUGAUGUUACAUAUGUACAAAGAAAAAACCACCUAUUGUAAAAGGCUGUGACUAUCCAUGUUGGUAUUAAUCUAGAGCAUUUUGACUCUAUGAAAAAAAGAAAAAGAAAAAAAUACCUUCUGCACUACUUUAAGUGGCACAAUCCUUUGUAUGAGGUUAAAUGAUUGCUUUGAUAAGGGUGCACUCUAAUGUCUCUGCAAAGCAUGCCCCAUUGAAUGUGGCACUGUGUAUGUCUCUAGCAGCUGUCUCAGCGAGUUUCACUCUUCGGUACCUUCGCCUUUGGGAAUUAAUCCGCAACUAGCCCCAUCACCAUUGAUCAAGGCGAAGUAAAGCUUUUCCAUUAACUCUUUGAGGACUACAGUUAUUCGCUUAAGAGCACGCACAGGCAGCCCUAGUUAAGCACUUUGAAAAUGCAUUAAUUUCAGUGAGAAAGACGUAACGUAUGUACCUGCUUGCAUUUUUUAAACGCUGAAAGGGCUUGACUUCAAUUGGAAUGUUUCCUGACUGUGUUUCCAGAUUGGAGGGAGAACUGUUACCUGCAGUGUUAUGCGAGGAUCAUCAUUAUAACAGUCCGGUCCGGUGCAGGAGUAGCUAAUAAAAGCUCUGUGACUUUGACAGCCAUUUUAAGCACUCUUUCCAGAGAAUGGGUCCAAGAAACACCCUGGCCCUUAUUGCUAAGGAAAUACAUAUAGGACUUCACUGCAACAAAAUAUCACUUAAGAGCAGAUGUUUUAAUUAUUCUGUAUUUAGGGUGAAACCACCCUCUUUGUCACACCUUUCAAUCCAUUGCCAAAGCAAAAUUGGGAUUGUCUUUAUAUUUCCAUGCAAGUUUGACCCUUGGGAGCAGGGCUUUUCGCUGAUUUAUUCUGUUCAGAUCUGGUAAUCUCUAGGGCCAACAAUAUUUUCUGUCCAUGAACUUUGGGCAAAAAGGUUUUUUGUUUUUUUUUAGCGGGGGAGGAAAUUCUAUCUAUGAAUAUCUGAACACAAUGCACCAAUAAACAUGAAUAAGAGAAUUACAGUUGCUCUUUAAAAUUUAAAAUAAAGUACAGUACAGUUUUAAACUGGUGACAUAAUGUGAAUAGAACCAUACAGCUCAAAGGGAGCUGUGAUGAAAAAUAGGCCAUAAUUUCACAUUUAAAGAAACAAACAAGCCAGGGAAGGGAUCAAAAAAGUCAAGCUAGUGGUGGCCACCACGCCUUUGAAGCCCUGUCCCCUUUUUGCAUGUGUUGUGAAAAGGGGGGGCAGCUUUGAUCACAUAGUUGUGGCCCCAUCUUGACUUUUUUGACCCCCUCCCUGCAGUUAUCCCUGAAGCACACUCAGUGUUAUAUGGCCAUUAGAAGCCAAUUGAUAAACUUACCUACCACACAUGCAAUUAACCUUCACAAUUUGUUUCUUGGGAAGAACCCUUGCUUCACAGUAGACGGGCUUUCCCCCCACAAACUUAAGAGAGCUCAGUUCAUUAUCUGUGUUAUUAUCAGCACAUUCUAAAUCCCAUCAUUUAUGAUAGGUAAGAAUCUUUUUCCUCACACUGUACAUAAGCAGAUGAUUUUUAGUGGGAUGUUAUGAUAAUGUGUGUCAGAUGAAUGUGUUCUGCAGUCUUUGCAGGUGGGAAUUAAGUACUCAAAGGGUUAAUGCUCAGUAUCUGAGUGCAAGGAAUUAACUUUUUCUUUUCUGUAUUUUUAUAAAAUUCAAACACACACACACACGCAUAUAUAUAUGUAUAUAUAUAUAUUGUAAAUUACAGCAAAUAACGUAACCGUUGUGUGUGUGUGUUUACACACACUGUUCUUAUGUGUGUCUUUCAAAAGUGAACACAGCAGAAUGCACUAAGUAGGUGUUGAGAUAUGAACUGAAUUUCAUCUUUUCAUGAUUGCUUCUUUUAGAUGAUUAAAAAAAAUCCCUGAGCUUUAUUAUGUAUCUGCUGUAUAUGCUUGAACUGUCUCAGAACUAAAAUACAGUAUUUUGCAUUGUGAGUAUAAUAUAUUUCCUAAUUUUUAUCAUCAUUUUUUCAUGGAUACAUUACCGUUUUCCACAACAUCAGUGAAACUAUGUAGACAUAUAGAGAUGCUGUUCAAAGCCACAUUUCUGUAUCUUGGUGAUAUUUAGAAUAUUCUGUAUUAGCUAUGUCCUACAAGAUCCUUAGAAUUAUGCAAAGUAGUUCACACAGACUGAGAUACAGGUAAAAUAGUCACACUGCAGAAACACACCCACAAAAUUUCUCCAGCUUGUCUUUCCCUUGCCAAUGUUGUUCUGUCUAAGAAAACAAAAGAAAGAUAAUGAAAUGGGUGCUGCUUUCCACAAAAAUCUUUGGCGUAAGCCUUUCCUGAAGACUAAUGUUCAGUAUUGAUACACCUUUCAUAUUGUGUCUGAAGUUAGCAAAUCUUUCUGGGCUAAUUUGGAAGUCAUGUUAUGCAAUAAUCUGUUUGCAUUUUUUUUUAGAAAAUAUACAAUAUAAUACAGA
This is a messenger RNA of Python bivittatus (Burmese python), 6142 nucleotides long. The record is from RefSeq and is a predicted model, not a curated record. NCBI's taxonomy places the organism in Eukaryota, Metazoa, Chordata, Lepidosauria, Squamata, Pythonidae.